AGCAGCCACCUCUCCCCAGACGCUCUCCUGCACUGACCUCUGCCACCCGCUCUGGCCUUUCCAUCAAGUUGACAUCCCCUGUGGUGCUCUCUGCCCGCGUACAUACAAGCCCUCUUCCUUUCAGUCUGCACUUGCAUCUCUGGGCUUCGUAUCUCAAGCAUCCUCAGCUCUGGGUCCACCAAGUUGGCAAUUCACUCUUGAACCAUUAAGAGCAAUUCCAGCACAACGCCGUCAUUCAGGUGCCUUGAUGCCCACAUCCACAUUCUCGCUCUCUGCGUGGUCCUGGGUCCUUUUCCUCCAUGUCUGACAGCCUGGAGGCUGAUGAACCCUCAGACCCGGGGUUCAUGUGCUCACCCUUCUCCACUGCACCACUGCCUGUAGCAGCCCAUCCUGCGCUGGCCUCUUCCCACCUCUCCCACUUCCUCACUCGCCUGACCUGUGCUGUGCUCUUCCUCCUUCAGGGGCUUCCUCAUGCGCUAGGCCCGCUCUGGGGGGCAGGUUCUCCACACCCACUCUCUCCUAGCUCCCUGGCGUCCCUCUGGCCACAGUAUGUUCCCGGAUCCUCUCAACAAGCCUCCCCUCCUGUCCUGGCUGCCGGGCCCCGUCUCCUGCGGUUCCUCACUCUCUGGCCUGUCGGACAGAGGUGAACCUCUCCUCAACCACUCUCUCUCAGUUGUCCGAGGCGGCUCACCUGACCUCCCACAUCCUGGGCCCGGUUUCUAGGUCUCUCCUCGUUUCUCCACGGUGCACACAGCAACACUUCAGCUACUCUCUGUGACCCCUCCAGCUUGCCUCAGUUGUCUCCUCUGCUGUGUGCUGCCUUCUCAGUGCCCCAUCCGCUGCUCAACCCAGUUCAGCCAUCUCUGCCUCAGACAUCCUGUGACACAGUGUCUGUCCACAUGCCCCAGCCUCCAAAGCUCCUGUCCUCCCAAAUGCCCCCAGUGUAACCUUUCCUGUUCCAUUCAGAUCGUUUCACGCUCCUCUAAUGCAUUCGUGGGAAACCCUUCCUGACUCUCUGCCUUUCUCCCUUCACCACAGUCCUGCUACCUUUAGUCUUCUGCCGCGCUGCCACCCGUCACUACCCCAGCCUCCCUCUGCACAGAGCCCUGGGCCUGCUGCCGCCCUCCUCCUCCCCUCCCUCCUAGCAGCCACCUCUCCCCAGACGCUCUCCUGCACUGACCUCUCCCACCCGCUCUGGCCUUUCAAUCAGUGUGGACGUCCCCUCUGGUUUUCUCUGCCCGCGUACAUACAAGCCCUCUUCCUUUCAGUCUGCACUUGCAUCUCUGGGCUUCGUAUCUCAAGCAUCCUCAGCUCUGGGUCCACCAAGUUGGCAACUCACUCUUGAACCAUUAAGAGCAAUCCAGCACAACGCCGUCAUUCAGGUGCCUUGAUGCCCACAUCCACAUUCUCGCUCUCUGCGUGGUCCUGGGUCCUUUUCCUCCAUGUCUGACAGCCUGGAGGCUGAUGAACCCUCAGACCCGGGGUUCAUGUGCUCACCCUUCUCCACUGCACCACUGCCUGUAGCAGCCCAUCCUGCGCUGGCCUCUUCCCACCUCUCCCACUUCCUCACUCGCCUGACCUGUGCUGUGCUCUUCCUCCUGCAGGGGCUUCCUCAUGCCCUAGGCCCACUUUGGGGGGCAGGUUCUCCACACCCACUCUCUCCUAGCUCCCUGCUCUCCCUCUGGCCACAGUACGUUCCCAGAUCCUCUCAACAAGCCUCCCCUCGUAUCCUGGCUGCCAGGCGCUGUCUCUUGCGGUUCCUCACUCUGGCCUGUCGGACAGAGGUGGACCUCUCUUCCAGCUCCCACUCUCAGUUGUCCGAGGUGGUUCACCUGACCUCCCACAUCCUGGGCCCAGCUUUUAGGUCUCUCCUGGUUUCUCUAGGGCGCACACAGCAACAGUUCCACUACUCUCUGUGUCGCCUCCAGCUUGCCUCAGUUGUCUCCUCUGCUGUGUGCUGCCUUCUCAGUGCCCCAUCCGCUGCUCAACCCAGUUCAGCCAUCUCUGCCUCAGACAUACUGUUACACAGUGGCUGUCCACAUGCCCCAGCCUCCAAAGCUCCUGUCCUCCCAAAUGCCCCCAGUGUAACCUUUCCUGUUCCAUUCAGAUCGUUUCACGCUCCUCUGACGCAUUCGUGGGAUACCCUUCCUGACUCUCUGCCUUUCUCCCUUCACCACAGUACUGCUACCCUUAGUCUUCUGCCGCGCUGCCACCCGUCAGUACCCCAGCCUCCCUCUGCACAGAGCCAUGGGCCUGCUGCCCCACUCCUCUACCCCUCCCUCCUAGCAGCCACCACUCCCCAGACGCUCUCCUCACUGACCUCUCCCACCUGCUCUGGCCUUUCCAUCGGUGUGGACGUCCCCUCUGGUGCUCCCUGCCCGCGUACGUACAAGCCCUCUUCCUUUCAGUCUGCACUUAUAUCUCUGGGCUUCGUAUCUCAAGCAUCCUCAGCUCUGGGACCACCAAGUUGGCAAUUCACUCUUGAACCAUUAAGGGCAAUUCCAGCACAACGCCAUCAUUCAGGUGCCUUGAUGCCUACAUCCAUUUGCUCGCUGUCUGCGUGGUCCUGGGUCCUCUUCGUCCAUGUCUGACAGCCUGGAGGCUGAUGAACCCUCAGACCUGGGGUUCAUGUGCUCACCCUUCUCCACUGCACCACUGCCUGUAGCAGCCCAUCCUGUGCUGGCCUCUUCCCACCUCUCCCACUUCCUCACUCGCCUGACCUGUGCUGUGCCCUUCCUCCUGCAGGGGCUUCCUCUUGCCCUCAGCCCACUUUGGGGGGCAGGUUCUCCACACCCACUCUCUCCUAGCUCCCUGCCGUCCCUCUGGCCACAGUAUGUUCCCGGAUCCUCUCAGCAAGCCUCCCCUCCUGUCCUGGCUGCCGGGCCCCGUCUCCUGCGGUUCCUCACUCCCUGGCCUGUCGCACAGAGGUGGACCUCUCCUCCGCCACCCUCUCUCAGUUGUCUGAGGCGGCUCACCGGACCUCCCACAUCCUGGGCCCGGUUUCUGGGUCUCUCCUGGUUUCUCUAGGGCGCACACAGCAACAGUUCCACUACUCUCUGUGACCCCUCCAGCUCGUCUCAGGUGUCUCCUCUGCUCUGUGUUUCCCUCUCGGUGCCCUAUCCGCUGCUCAACCCAGUUCAGCUGUCUCUGCCUCAGACAUCCUGUGACACAGUGCCUGUCCACAUGCCCCAGCCUCCAAACCUCCUGUCCUCCCAAAUGCCCCCAAUGUAACCUUUCCUGUUCCAUUCAGAUCGUUUCACGCUCCUCUGACGCAUUCGUGGGAAACCCUUCCUGGCUCUCUGCCUUCAUCCCUUCACCACAGUACUGCUACCUUUAGCCUCCUGCCGCGCUGCCACCCGUCACUACCCCAGCCUCCUUCUGCACAGAGCCCUGGGCCUGCUGCCGCCCUCCUCCUCCCCACCCUCCUAGCAGCCACCUCUCCCCAGACGCUCUCCUGCACUGACCUCUGCCACCCGCUCUGGCCUUUCCAUCAAGUUGACAUCCCCUGUGGUGCUCUCUGCCCGCGUACAUACAAGCCCUCUUCCUUUCAGUCUGCACUUGCAUCUCUGGGCUUCGUAUCUCAAGCAUCCUCAGCUCUGGGUCCACCAAGUUGGCAAUUCACUCUUGAACCAUUAAGAGCAAUUCCAGCACAACGCCGUCAUUCAGGUGCCUUGAUGCCCACAUCCACAUUCUCGCUCUCUGCGUGGUCCUGGGUCCUUUUCCUCCAUGUCUGACAGCCUGGAGGCUGAUGAACCCUCAGACCCGGGGUUCAUGUGCUCACCCUUCUCCACUGCACCACUGCCUGUAGCAGCCCAUCCUGCGCUGGCCUCUUCCCACCUCUCCCACUUCCUCACUCGCCUGACCUGUGCUGUGCUCUUCCUCCUUCAGGGGCUUCCUCAUGCGCUAGGCCCGCUCUGGGGGGCAGGUUCUCCACACCCACUCUCUCCUAGCUCCCUGGCGUCCCUCUGGCCACAGUAUGUUCCCGGAUCCUCUCAACAAGCCUCCCCUCCUGUCCUGGCUGCCGGGCCCCGUCUCCUGCGGUUCCUCACUCUCUGGCCUGUCGGACAGAGGUGAACCUCUCCUCAACCACUCUCUCUCAGUUGUCCGAGGCGGCUCACCUGACCUCCCACAUCCUGGGCCCGGUUUCUAGGUCUCUCCUCGUUUCUCCACGGUGCACACAGCAACACUUCAGCUACUCUCUGUGACCCCUCCAGCUUGCCUCAGUUGUCUCCUCUGCUGUGUGCUGCCUUCUCAGUGCCCCAUCCGCUGCUCAACCCAGUUCAGCCAUCUCUGCCUCAGACAUCCUGUGACACAGUGUCUGUCCACAUGCCCCAGCCUCCAAAGCUCCUGUCCUCCCAAAUGCCCCCAGUGUAACCUUUCCUGUUCCAUUCAGAUCGUUUCACGCUCCUCUAAUGCAUUCGUGGGAAACCCUUCCUGACUCUCUGCCUUUCUCCCUUCACCACAGUCCUGCUACCUUUAGUCUUCUGCCGCGCUGCCACCCGUCACUACCCCAGCCUCCCUCUGCACAGAGCCCUGGGCCUGCUGCCGCCCUCCUCCUCCCCUCCCUCCUAGCAGCCACCUCUCCCCAGACGCUCUCCUGCACUGACCUCUCCCACCCGCUCUGGCCUUUCAAUCAGUGUGGACGUCCCCUCUGGUUUUCUCUGCCCGCGUACAUACAAGCCCUCUUCCUUUCAGUCUGCACUUGCAUCUCUGGGCUUCGUAUCUCAAGCAUCCUCAGCUCUGGGUCCACCAAGUUGGCAACUCACUCUUGAACCAUUAAGAGCAAUCCAGCACAACGCCGUCAUUCAGGUGCCUUGAUGCCCACAUCCACAUUCUCGCUCUCUGCGUGGUCCUGGGUCCUUUUCCUCCAUGUCUGACAGCCUGGAGGCUGAUGAACCCUCAGACCCGGGGUUCAUGUGCUCACCCUUCUCCACUGCACCACUGCCUGUAGCAGCCCAUCCUGUGCUGGCCUCUUCCCACCUCUCCCACUUCCUCACUCGCCUGACCUGUGCUGUGCUCUUCCUCCUGCAGGGGCUUCCUCAUGCCCUAGGCCCACUUUGGGGGGCAGGUUCUCCACACCCACUCUCUCCUAGCUCCCUGCUCUCCCUCUGGCCACAGUACGUUCCCAGAUCCUCUCAACAAGCCUCCCCUCGUAUCCUGGCUGCCAGGCGCUGUCUCUUGCGGUUCCUCACUCUGGCCUGUCGGACAGAGGUGGACCUCUCUUCCAGCUCCCACUCUCAGUUGUCCGAGGUGGUUCACCUGACCUCCCACAUCCUGGGCCCAGCUUUUAGGUCUCUCCUGGUUUCUCUAGGGCGCACACAGCAACAGUUCCACUACUCUCUGUGUCGCCUCCAGCUUGCCUCAGUUGUCUCCUCUGCUGUGUGCUGCCUUCUCAGUGCCCCAUCCGCUGCUCAACCCAGUUCAGCCAUCUCUGCCUCAGACAUACUGUUACACAGUGGCUGUCCACAUGCCCCAGCCUCCAAAGCUCCUGUCCUCCCAAAUGCCCCCAGUGUAACCUUUCCUGUUCCAUUCAGAUCGUUUCACGCUCCUCUGACGCAUUCGUGGGAUACCCUUCCUGACUCUCUGCCUUUCUCCCUUCACCACAGUACUGCUACCCUUAGUCUUCUGCCGCGCUGCCACCCGUCAGUACCCCAGCCUCCCUCUGCACAGAGCCAUGGGCCUGCUGCCCCACUCCUCUACCCCUCCCUCCUAGCAGCCACCACUCCCCAGACGCUCUCCUCACUGACCUCUCCCACCUGCUCUGGCCUUUCCAUCGGUGUGGACGUCCCCUCUGGUGCUCCCUGCCCGCGUACGUACAAGCCCUCUUCCUUUCAGUCUGCACUUAUAUCUCUGGGCUUCGUAUCUCAAGCAUCCUCAGCUCUGGGACCACCAAGUUGGCAAUUCACUCUUGAACCAUUAAGGGCAAUUCCAGCACAACGCCAUCAUUCAGGUGCCUUGAUGCCUACAUCCAUUUGCUCGCUGUCUGCGUGGUCCUGGGUCCUCUUCGUCCAUGUCUGACAGCCUGGAGGCUGAUGAACCCUCAGACCUGGGGUUCAUGUGCUCACCCUUCUCCACUGCACCACUGCCUGUAGCAGCCCAUCCUGUGCUGGCCUCUUCCCACCUCUCCCACUUCCUCACUCGCCUGACCUGUGCUGUGCCCUUCCUCCUGCAGGGGCUUCCUCUUGCCCUCAGCCCACUUUGGGGGGCAGGUUCUCCACACCCACUCUCUCCUAGCUCCCUGCCGUCCCUCUGGCCACAGCAUGUUCCCGG
Molecule: messenger RNA, 6270 nt
Organism: Bubalus bubalis (water buffalo)
Lineage: Eukaryota; Metazoa; Chordata; Mammalia; Artiodactyla; Bovidae
Exons: 2
Coding region: 1443-2591 (382 amino acids)
Source: RefSeq, a predicted model, not a curated record